Messenger RNA from Sclerotinia trifoliorum, 957 nucleotides. The record is from the annotation of a GenBank genome assembly. Lineage: Eukaryota; Fungi; Ascomycota; Leotiomycetes; Helotiales; Sclerotiniaceae.
UCUAGGCCUUGCGAGCUUAGCUCUUGCUGAGGUGGUUUUCUCUUGACUUUGCUCAGAAAGCACAACAGGGUUUUCUUUUCCUUCUUGCCCCAGCAAAAGUUCCAGUAAAACCCCGAUGCAGUGAACUUAGCUUGAUGACCAUGUCUUAUCAUCAGCAACGGAGCAAGCUUGAAGCCUUCGCCAUGAGUUCCGGCCAUACUAUCGUUCAUAUCUUUGCUUGUACAACCCAUUUCUAGAACUUCUCGAGGUAGAUCACUACCAUUCAGUCCGAAAAAGAAAUCUUUGAGCGACGCCUCGAUGAGCUUCAAACUCGAGACAGGCCAGACCUUGAAGCACCAAAAGCACAGGCUUUCAUCAAUGAACUGCAGCAUAACAUCAGACAGCUUCAAUAUAAAGUUGAAGAGGUAGAAGAAAAAUUUCGAGAAGCAAAUGGUCGGGCAGUCAGGGUAGUCACUCAACGAAAUAAAGCACUUAAUGAAAAAUAUGAACUACGUGUUAAGAUAGAUGAUUUGGUUGAAGAGGUGGCGAGACUCAAAGAACAGAUUUCACCUGCGCCCUUGAGAUGUGAAGCAGGAAUCAAGAGAGCUAGGAUUGCGACUUUGAGCCUGAGUUCUAGAGAGAGAAGUGACAUGGGUGGUGGUGGUAAUGAUUCAUUUGGCAUGAAUGACGAUAAUAAAUUUCAUGGUGCUGUUCCUCCACGUUGGAUCAGCGAACAUGUAAAGUCUGAGACAGAUGACAUGGAAAGUAAUGGUAGGUUGAUGAAGAAGGUUAGGAGAGAAAUUCUAGAGGUCAUUGAGUUGGAUUGAGCUAAGUAUUCAAACAAAAUGGCGGGUACUGGAAUGAAAGUCUAUCUGGGAAUAUAGUCUUUGCAAUUGGUAGUAGGAAAUUUAUUCAAUAAUUAUAAGUAUACUAGCUUUUAAACGAAUAGAUAAUAAGUCUAAUACUCUCUUUUCGGGC